Panicum virgatum (switchgrass) is the source of this 635-nucleotide messenger RNA. Its product is annotated as small ubiquitin-related modifier 1-like. Gene Ontology annotation, cellular component: nucleus. Bases 18 to 419 code for a protein of 133 amino acids. Gene Ontology annotation, biological process: protein sumoylation. Gene Ontology annotation, molecular function: ubiquitin-like protein ligase binding; protein tag activity. NCBI's taxonomy places the organism in Eukaryota, Viridiplantae, Streptophyta, Magnoliopsida, Poales, Poaceae. The record is from RefSeq and is a predicted model, not a curated record. The transcript has a single exon.
CUCGGGAGGUGAGGAGGAUGACGCCACCAUCAUCGCCGGCGAAUGCAGGGCCCGGGGUUGAGGAGGCGAGGGGCACGGCCACGGCGCCGGUGAAGACCGAGGCUGGCGGGGACGGCGGCGCCCUCAUCAACAUCAAGGUGCACAGCCAGUUCGCCGAGGACGUGUUCUUCCGCGUCAAGCGCACCGUGAAGCUGCGGCGGCUCAUUGACAUGUUCUGCGGCAAGCACUCGCUCGACCCCAAGGCUGUCCGGUUCCUGGACCCCGGUGGCCGCCACAUACGAGCCACGCAGACGCCGGACGAGGUCGGGCUCGAGGACGGCGACGCGAUCGACGUGUGGCUCGACCAGGAGGGCGGCGGCGUCUUUUGUAAUCCUAGGCGUCAACACCUAGGAUUCCUAGGAGUUUUGCAGUUGGUUUGAACUUUGCUUGCCGCGGUGCUGAGGUCUCGUUUAUUUGAACUUCUGUAAUCUGUGUUCGCGAUGACUAUUCCCUGCCUAGGAAUCCUAGGUGCGUUGAACUAGUUUAGCAGCUUGCUAGCUUGAAAGUCAGGUUAGUCAGCUGUUGUCUUUUCUUGCUGUUACUGUUUCUCCAAACUCUAAACUCUGUAAUUCCGUUUUCGUAAUGGAAUUGGGGAC